CGCAGUUUUCCAGGACAGACACAUCAACGUCCGCGAGGAGCGCCCGCUCAAUUCGGUCGCGGCGGUCGGCGAGCGAGACGGCCAGCUUCAAGACAGUUUCGUCGUCCCCCAUAAUAAACAGACGGGACUCGUCCAAGAGCCUCACAGAGCUCACAGACGAGAUGGAGAACCUGAACAUCGACAUUCCGCCCAGCAUGCUGUCUGUGCCGCCAAAGUCGCCGAUACUGCGUGUGAACUCGUCCUCGUCGCUCGCCUCGAACGUGCCCAAUCAACCACAAUCGAUCGAUAUUCCAAAUCCGCAGGUAUCGCCAAUGGCGAGCUCGUUCAAGUCGGGGUCGUACAGGGCUCCGGAGGCAGCAUCGACGCAGGAGCAAGGCGUGCUGGACAUCGAAGACCUGAUCCAGCGGCUGCUGGACGCAGGCUACUCGGGCAAGAGAACCAAGGCGAUAUGCCUUAAAAACUCGGAAAUCCAGAUGAUAUGCUCCACGGCAAGAGAAAUAUUUCUGAGCCAGCCCACGCUGCUGGAGCUCAGCGCGCCCGUCAAGAUUGUUGGCGACGUGCACGGCCAGUACAGCGAUCUGAUCCGCAUCUUCACCAAGUGCGGGUUUCCGCCAGCAAGCAACUAUCUGUUCCUGGGAGACUACGUGGACCGGGGCAAACAGUCGCUGGAGACCAUCUUGCUGCUCCUGUGCUACAAGAUCAAGUACCCAGAGAAUUUCUUCCUGCUACGAGGAAACCACGAGUGUGCGCAGAUAACAAGGGCCUACGGGUUCUACGACGAAUGCAAGCGAAGAGCAAACCUUAAGACAUGGAAAAUCUUUAUCGACACUUUCAACACGCUGCCGAUCGCAGCAAUAGUGGCCUCCAAGAUCUUCUGUGUGCACGGCGGGCUGUCGCCGGUGCUGAAUUCCAUGGACGAAAUAAGAAUGAUCAAACGACCAACAGACGUGCCGGACUUUGGUCUGCUGAACGAUCUGCUCUGGUCGGACCCAGCAGAUACUCCGAACGAAUGGGAGGACAACGAGCGAGGAGUUUCCUACUGUUUCAACAAGGUGGCCAUCAACAAGUUCCUCAACAAGUUCCAAUUCGACCUUGUAGUGCGUGCACACAUGGUGGUCGAGGACGGAUACGAGUUCUUCAAUGACCGGUCACUGGUGACCGUGUUCUCUGCCCCGAACUACUGCGGCGAGUUCGACAACUGGGGGGCCGUCAUGUCUGUUUCCGAAGAGCUGCUGUGCUCGUUCGAGCUGCUCGACCCGCUCGACGGGGUGGCUCUGAAACAGCUCAUGAAGAAAGGCAAACACGAACGUCGCACGGCAAUGACUUACGCAAACAGCCCCAACGUGUCAAUAUAGUCAUAUAGUCAUUUUACCCCAUCUAUAUCCGCUCAACGAUUACCCACCAGUUGUCUUUCUCAUAUCCGCUCUGCACAAUUUUUCCUCCAGCGGCCACACAAUCCUCCUCCAGUUCGCCUUUCUUAUAUAAAUGAUAAUAUCUCAUUCGAGUUGUUCCAUCUUUUGUCACCCACGGCACCAAUAUAUCCUGCUCCAUCCCUUCUCUGUACCCGCGGCGAGACUUCUCCUGCUCCAAAGCCCAGCAGUAUACCAGGACACGGCCGCUGCAGCGCACCACCCGUAGAAUUUCCCGGAUCGCCGCGACGCGCCGCUCUUGCGUACUGAAAUGGUGCACCACCGCAAUCGACACGGCAAAAUCAAAUCUUUUGGUCUCGUGGGGCAGCAUCAUACCAUCUGCUACCACCAAAUCGUUCAAUUCUCUUUGGUGAAGCUGCACAGCCUGGUCGAGCAAUCCAGUCGAGUAAUCUGACCCCACAAUGUACAGUCUCGGGUUCACAGUCAGGUACUUGCCGUUACCACAUCCCACGUCCACACCAAGCGAGUAGUCGCGGAUGGAUCCCAAAAACUGGGCCACCAUAGGCCAUGGCUUGUACCUGGUCUGCGAGAAGUGUUGCGCGAUGUCGUUGUACACUUCGUGCACAUACAAGUUUUCCUGGAGCUCGGGUGUUGCCGUGCUCUUGAACUUGCGGGUUUCCAGCUCCAUCUCCUCCU
This is a messenger RNA of Ogataea polymorpha, 2066 nucleotides long. RefSeq lists its product as uncharacterized. Gene Ontology annotation, cellular component: cytoplasm; nucleus. The record is from RefSeq and is a predicted model, not a curated record. The transcript has a single exon. Bases 162 to 1355 code for a protein of 397 amino acids. Gene Ontology annotation, molecular function: protein serine/threonine phosphatase activity. Lineage: Eukaryota; Fungi; Ascomycota; Pichiomycetes; Pichiales; Pichiaceae.